Molecule: messenger RNA, 1534 nt
Organism: Centruroides sculpturatus (bark scorpion)
Lineage: Eukaryota; Metazoa; Arthropoda; Arachnida; Scorpiones; Buthidae
Product: probable ATP-dependent RNA helicase DDX17
Exons: 12
Coding region: 151-1329 (392 amino acids)
Cellular component (GO): cytoplasm; ribonucleoprotein complex; nucleus
Molecular function (GO): RNA binding; RNA helicase activity; ATP binding
Source: RefSeq, a predicted model, not a curated record
UUUUCCCUUUCAGAGUAUGUAUUGAAAGCAAUUAAAGAACAACAGUAUGAAAAGCCUACAGCUAUUCAGGCACAGGGCUGGCCUAUUUCAUUGAGUGGAAGAGAUUUAGUAGGAAUUGCACAAACAGGUUCAGGAAAAACUUUGGCUUAUAUGCUCCCAGCAAUUGUGCAUAUUAAUCAUCAACCUCGUUUAGAAAAAAAUGAUGGACCCAUAGUAUUAGUUUUGGCACCAACUAGAGAACUAGCACAACAAAUACAACAUGUAGCUGCAGAUUUUGGUCGUACUUCAUGCAUUCGAAAUACUUGCAUUUUUGGAGGUGCACCCAAAGGACCUCAACUUCGUGAUCUGGAAAGAGGUAUUGAGAUUUGCAUUGCUACACCUGGUCGACUGAUUGAUUUUCUGGAACUAGGCAAAAUUAACUUCAGACGUUGUACUUAUCUUGUUCUGGAUGAAGCUGAUAGAAUGCUUGACAUGGGUUUUGAACCACAAAUAAAGAAGAUUGUUGAACAGAUAAGACCUGAUCGCCAAACAUUAAUGUGGAGUGCUACUUGGCCAAAAGAAGUUAGAGCUUUGGCUGAAGAAUUUCUUCAGGACUAUGUUCAAUUAAAUGUUGGGUCACUUCAACUUUCUGCCAAUCAUAAUAUUUUGCAAAUUGUUGAUGUUUGCCAAGAAACAGAGAAAAGUGACAAGCUAUUUAAGUUGUUGGGAGAAAUAAUGUCAGAGAAAGAGAACAAAACAAUUAUUUUUGCUGAAACCAAAAAACGAGUAGAUGAUUUAACAAGAAGAAUGAGAAAAGAUGGAUGGCCUGCAAUGUGUAUUCAUGGAAAUAAAUCUCAACCAGAAAGAGAUUGGGUUCUUACUGAAUUUCGAUCUGGACGUUCACCUAUACUUAUAGCUACAGAUGUAGCAGCUAGGGGAUUAGAUAUAGACGACAUCAAAUUUGUCAUCAAUUUUGAUUUUCCAACUUGUUCUGAGGACUAUGUUCAUCGUAUUGGUCGUACUGGCCGCAGCAAUAAAUCUGGUACGGCCUACACAUUUUUCACUGACUCAAACAUCAAACAGGCAAGUGAGCUGAUUUCUGUGUUGCGUGAGGCCAAUCAAGUUGUUAAUCCAAAAUUACAAGAAAUGAUAGAAAUGACCAGAGGUUUUGGAGGCAGAGGAAGAAGAAAUGGCUGGAAACAAGGAAAUAUGAGAUUUAAGAACAGUUUCAGUAACACCAGUACUAACAAUAGAAUGAAGAGUGUUUCAUCUUCUCGGGACCAACCCAGGAACGGCCAUAUCAGAUUUGAUGAAAAUGAUUCUUGGGCUGAAGGAGGAACUUUGUGUUAAGUUUUUUAUGUAGAAGAAAUGGCUUUUAUGUUUGACUAGAACUUUUAAGUCAAAAGAUGUUGCAACUAUCUUAUAUUUCCAUUGUAUAAAUAAAAGUUUGUUAUUUUAUUUUAAAUUCCAUAUUGAAAAUUAUAUAUGCGUAAAUUCAAUAGAUGAAUAAAAUUUGUGAAAAAUGGAAUAUAAAUGAAGUAAUAAAGUCUACUUG